CACUGCAUCCCCUCCAUGCUCCAUGCCUUUAAACCCUAAUUUGAAACCCCAAACCCUAAAUCUCGUCUCAUCCUCCACGCCGUUUAAUAUCUCUCUAUACAGCCUCUCCAUCUCUCCGCCACAUUUUAGCGUUGGUCCACCCUUCACCUCCGCUACUCCUCCAUUACGUCCACCACCGAACCCAUAGCCAUGUCCGAAGUCGAGUUCUCUCGUUCAGAGAAGAAAAAGAAGAAGCACCAGCUCUCCAAAGAUGAGCCACUCGAGCCAACCCAGAAGGACUCUGGGGACUUCAUGAUCAAGCCCCAGAGCUUCGUCCCCUCCAUCGACACCUCUCAGUGGCCGAUCCUUCUCAAGAACUACGACCGCCUCAACGUGCGAACCGGACACUACACCCCUCUCCCCUCAGGUUAUUCCCCUCUCAAGCGCCCACUUGAGCAGUACAUCAAGUACGGUAUUAUCAACCUCGACAAGCCCGCUAACCCAUCUUCCCAUGAGGUCGUUGCCUGGAUCAAACGGAUCCUCAAGGUCGAGAAAACGGGUCACAGUGGUACCCUCGAUCCAAAAGUCACCGGGAACCUGAUUGUGUGCAUUGAUCGAGCCACCAGGCUCGUGAAAUCACAACAGGGUGCUGGGAAAGAGUAUGUCUGUAUUGCUAGGCUGCAUUCUGCGGUGCCCGAUGUGUCCAAGGUGGCUCGGGCGCUGGAAACGCUCACUGGGGCUGUGUUUCAGAGGCCGCCCUUGAUUUCCGCGGUGAAGAGGCAGCUUAGGAUUAGGACUAUAUAUGAAAGUAAGCUUCUUGAGUAUGACGCAGAUAAGCAUUUGGUUGUUUUCUGGAUUUCUUGUGAGGCAGGGACUUAUGUGAGGACGUUGUGUGUGCAUUUGGGUCUGAUUCUUGGGGUUGGAGGGCAUAUGCAGGAGCUGAGGAGGGUGAGGUCUGGGAUUUUGGGCGAGAAAGAUAACAUGGUUACGAUGCACGACGUGUUGGAUGGGCAAUGGAUUUAUGAUAAUUACAGGGAUGAGAGUUAUUUGAGGAGGGUGAUUAUGCCGCUCGAAGUGAUUUUAACCAGUUAUAAGAGGUUGGUAGUGAAGGAUUCGGCUGUGAAUGCUAUUUGUUAUGGUGCCAAGUUGAUGGUUCCGGGGUUGUUAAGGUUUGAGAAUGAUAUCGAGGUUGGGGAGGAGAUUGUGCUAAUGACUACCAAAGGAGAAGCAAUUGCGCUGGGAAUUGCGGAGAUGACGACUGCGGUGAUGGCAACUUGUGAUCAUGGCGUUGUGGCGAGGAUUAAGAGAGUGGUGAUGGACAGGGAUAUGUACCCAAGGAAGUGGGGAUUGGGGCCGAGGGCGUCAAUGAAGAAGAAAUUGAUAGCAGAGGGGAAGUUGGAUAAGCAUGGAAAGCCGAAUGAGAAUACCCCUCAAGAAUGGGCUAGGAAUCUGGUUUUACCAACUGGUGGGGAUUCUGUGGUUGCAAGCCUUGCAGCUGCCACUGAGCCGGCUUCAGUGAAGGAGAAGAAACAGAGGAAUGAAGAUGGGGAGGGGCGUAAGCGGAAGCUGGAUGAAGUCCAAGGAGUUGAGAAGGAAGCGAGCGUGAAGGUUAAGAAGCAGAAGGAAGAUGAUGUGGAGGUUGAUGUUGAUGUUGAAAAGAAGGAGAAGAAAAAGAAAAAGAAGGACAAAGAGGAUGGUAAUGCGGAGUCAUUAGGUCACGAGAAGGCUGAGAAGGAGAAGAAGCAUAAAGUUAAGGUUGAAGCUGGUUCACCUGAAGCAGAGAAGUCUGAGAAGAAGAAGAAAAAGAGCAAAAAGGCCGAGGAUGGUGGUGCUGCAUCGCCCGCCAGCGUUGCUAAUGGUGCAGAUAAUGGUGAGGCUGAUACUAGCGAGAAGAAGAAGAAGAAGAAGAAAAAGAAGAAUAAAGAUGCUGAGAAUGAAUAGGAAGGACUAUGAUUUCUGUUUUUCAGUUCAUCUUUAAUGAGUUUUUAUAGUUUUGUGCAACUUUUUGAUUCAUUUCCUGGAACUACUUUUUAUGUGGUUGCCUUUUUUUUCUCUGCCUAA
This is a messenger RNA of Corylus avellana, 2040 nucleotides long. RefSeq names its product H/ACA ribonucleoprotein complex subunit 4. Gene Ontology annotation, cellular component: box H/ACA snoRNP complex. Gene Ontology annotation, molecular function: pseudouridine synthase activity; RNA binding. Gene Ontology annotation, biological process: rRNA pseudouridine synthesis; mRNA pseudouridine synthesis; box H/ACA sno(s)RNA 3'-end processing. The record is from RefSeq and is a predicted model, not a curated record. Lineage: Eukaryota; Viridiplantae; Streptophyta; Magnoliopsida; Fagales; Betulaceae.